Molecule: messenger RNA, 1854 nt
Organism: Myxozyma melibiosi
Lineage: Eukaryota; Fungi; Ascomycota; Lipomycetes; Lipomycetales; Lipomycetaceae
Product: D123-domain-containing protein
Exons: 3
Coding region: 183-1481 (432 amino acids)
Cellular component (GO): cytoplasm
Source: RefSeq, a predicted model, not a curated record
CAAACCACCUCCCAAUUACAAACUUCUCACAACCUGACUGAAUAGUCAGAUAAUAGAAUAAAAACUUGAUGAGCGUAGGCUUGAUUUUCUUGAUAUUCAGCAACGCGACAACAACGCGACUACAACACGACAGCAACGAGGUCAGAAGCAAGGCCAGAAAAGGAGGAUAAUAAAAGGAGAUCAUGUCGCAUGAUAUUCCGACCCCUCCAGACUCGGAUCAAGAAGAACUAGACGACAUCGUCGACUUCACCCACCUCUCCGUCACCGACUCCCCCUCCCCAUCAUCACCCAUUCCCACUACUACAACAACAACAACAGAAACCGACGAGCUAGAGUUUCCACCACUAUCCCAAGAAGACGUGUUAAGCUGCCAAUUCUCGAGCUGGCAAAAGAUCUUCCGGAGACAUGUGCCGAAGGCGACGGUGCUGAAGCCGCUGGAGGACGGGUUUAUUGAGUAUUUGAACUCUGAUGGAAUUUUUUUGCCGUCUGAGAGUGAGGAAGGCGAGUGGAGUUCAGAUGACGAGUUUAACGACCGAAAUACACGGAUCAAGGAAUUAAACCCCACCACCACCACUACUACAGCAACAACAACCACAGAAACAGAACAACUGAAAUGGAGCGACGACGAAGCCGACGAGAACGACUUCGUGAUGGCGUUUCCGGAGCUGGAUCAGAAGAUCAGGGAAGUAAUCGACGACUACGGCUCCGUCAUGCCGAAGCUGAACUGGUCGUCUCCGAGAGACGCGGCUUGGAUAUCGACGACAAACACGCUGAAAUGCGUAACUCCAAAUGACGUCUACCUCCUCCUCAAAGCCUCCAACUUUAUAACCCACGACCUCCUCCACGCUUUCGACGCCUGCUCCUCCUCCUCCUCCUCCUCCUCCCCCCGCCCAGACUUUGAACUAGUCCUCAAGAAAUGGAUAAACAUCAACCCCUCGCUCGAAUUCCGCAUCUUUGUCCGCUCCCGCCGCAUCCUCGCAAUAUCGCAGCGCUCGUCAGCACAUUUCGCGUUCCUCUCCCCGAUCCGCGCCCAUCUGCUCUCUCUCAUCACCGAGUUCUUCAACUCCGCCUUCCUCUCUCCUCCCGCUACAUCCGAAUUCUCUCUACAGAACUUUGUCUUUGACGUCUACAUCCCCAAACCAGACGAGCAGCCUGCGAAAGUAUGGCUCGUGGAUAUAAACCCUUUCUCCCCUACAACCGACUCGCUCACCUUCUCCUGGUCCGAACUGCUCUCGCUCGACCCGUCCUCGUCUUUGCCGCCUGAACUCAGACUUGUCUCGGCAGAAGACGGCGUACAUUCGUUUUCCACAAAACCGUUUUCGGAAAGUAUGGUCCCGCGCGACGUCGUCGACGCUAGCUUGACCGGCGGCGUGGGCAUCGCGGAGUUUGCAAAGCAGUGGCGCGAUAUGUUGGAUAAACAGGCUGAUCCUGACUCGAUCCCUGACGACGAUGAAGGUAAUGAGGCCGAUGAUGAAAUGUAAAUGUUAUCUAUAAUUAUAUAGUAGUAUAUUUGCUGUCAGCUAUCUCUCGUAUCUGCCCGAUACAUGCACAAGUUCUCAGCAAGAAAGCAAUAAUGCAGCACAUCAUCUCAUCUCAUCCCAUCUCACAGCGAAAAUCAAUAUAUGAACAAACGCAACAAAAUCAUCCCCCAGGCAACUCAAUCCUAAAAUCAAAAGGAACCAGCCAAACGCCCCAAACGCCAGUCAUGAACAUCUCAACUAUUCCUUCCUCAUGUCUGAUGCCACAAACAAACAAUCUCAAAACCACAAACUCAACAAAUUGUUAUUGCCAAAUCACAAGAAACCAGAUACAAAAUACCGUCAUCCAUUACUUCAGCUUACAGUAUUCAAUCAA